Messenger RNA from Ipomoea triloba (trilobed morning glory), 745 nucleotides. RefSeq lists its product as uncharacterized. The coding region runs from base 165 to 650 and encodes 161 amino acids. Lineage: Eukaryota; Viridiplantae; Streptophyta; Magnoliopsida; Solanales; Convolvulaceae. The record is from RefSeq and is a predicted model, not a curated record. The transcript has a single exon.
AGACCAUUGUCAUAACCGUUAUAUGACAAAAAUACCCCGAUAGGCCGAUACCAACUACUAUUCUGACGGAAGACUUUCUCAACGCUAUCCAACACCAAUCAUUCAUCCUCGUCAACUCUGUCUCUCCCGAAGGCCAAAGCAUCGCACCUAUUCACGCCGGAAAGAUGCAUCCUUCGCCGGCCCGAUUGCUUGCCGCCUGCUUAGCCUUUUUCUUGGGAGUCGCUCCGGCGAUCGGAGACAGCUUGACGGCGUACGAAAUCUUGCAGGAAUACGACUUCCCGGUCGGAAUUCUUCCGACCGGCGUCGAGAGCUACGAGCUCAACCGAAACACCGGAAAGUUCGCAGCGUACUUCGGCGGGUCGUGCAGUUUCACUAUAAAGGGGUACAACCUCAAGUACAGUAAGAAAAUCACGGGGACAAUAUCCCAGGACAGGCUGAGUAACUUGAGUGGGGUGCAGGUGAAAAUACUGCUCUUCUGGUUGAAUAUAGUUGAGGUCACACAUAAAGGCGAUAAUCUUGAGUUCUCUGUUGGGAUAGCCUCUGCAGGCUUUGGGAUUGACAAUUUCUACGAGAGUCCUCAGUGUGGCUGUGGAUUUAGCUGUGUCAAUAAGAACACUUCUAAUCUACGUACUCUUGUAUCUUCUUCUUGAUUACUUGUUCUUCCUGAUCAAGAAUUGUGCUCUUAUACAUUUCAUGAACAUGUUUUCUUAGUUUAUUAGUUCAAUUGAAUAAUGUUCUGCUUAAA